AUGACCACACGACUCGUUCUGGUAUCACUAUGUCUUCCCUGGUUCUGUCUCGCCGAAACGACCUGGAGUCCGUCUCGUUGGUUUUGGAGACGCGCCACGCGAGAUGUGCCAUCCGAGGGCUUCCAUAAUCCCUUAGAUAAAGGUGGCAGUAUGCUUACGCAAAUACCCGUAACAUUUCCCGAAGGGCUUGGUGAACCACUGAAUGUCAUUAUCUCGGGGAACUCAGACGAACAGGUCCUCAAAGAGACCGAGACGGACGGUGGCCUCCUGAAUUUCUUUCUUUCCUUUGGAUUUUCUAGUGAAUGCUUAGGACAGCAUAUGGGCUCCAACCAAGCUGCUAACCUGGGUGACGGGCAUGGUUAUCUGAACGAAACCGCUGUCAUUCGAUGGAACUAUGGGGACCCAGCGUUAGGAGCAUGCAAAGAGUCAAUAGAAGGCGGAAACCACUUUCGUUAUUGGGUGCAGAAUGGGCCAGAGGGCAACAGCGGCUCCAUCUUCAUGGCCGUCUCCUACGAACUGCCAAUAUCUCUCGGACACGAUAUAGUCGCCAAUGGCUAUAAUUUCGGACGAGAUUGGCUGGUGGGGAACAUGACCAAUACAACUGUCCCAACCGCUGAACUCACAAACACUACGACGUACACCACCAACACUUUUUGGGGUGGCUACACAUAUUUGAGCGAAAUUAAAUAUGUCUCCGGACUAUUAUCGAAUAGUAGCGAUGGUAUCAACCACUAUAUCACUGUCGGCCUCAACGGCACCAACGCCAUCGACGGACUUGUCGCCGUUAUAACGACAAAGAUAACCGCACGACCAGCUUCGUCGUCCGCUAUAUGGACUGCUACACCGUUCUCAUUAUGGACUUGUAUAUUCAUCAUAUUUGUAUCUUCCGCUUCUGCGGUUAUUGCCUAUGUAUAG
Messenger RNA from Pleurotus ostreatus (oyster mushroom), 915 nucleotides. RefSeq lists its product as uncharacterized. The coding region runs from base 1 to 915 and encodes 304 amino acids. Lineage: Eukaryota; Fungi; Basidiomycota; Agaricomycetes; Agaricales; Pleurotaceae. The record is from RefSeq and is a predicted model, not a curated record. The transcript is spliced from 8 exons.